AUGGCUACCGCCCGCAUCCGCACUCCAGAUGAGCCGCCUAGCGCAGCGUGGAAUUUUGAGGGUGCCGAUUAUGUUGGCUUCUGUAAAUGGCCGUACCAAGAGGAAUUCGAGGACAAAGGUUGCCGGCAAUGCACAACUGAGGAUCGGGGUCCAGCUAGACCUCCAGAAGUUGAUCCUUGGCCAGACCUGGACGACGAAGAUGACACAGAUUGGAAGCCAGAUGCACAGAGUUCUAGCGAUGAAGAGCCACUGGAGUACGACUCAGGAUGGGAGACUGAGAGUGACAGUAUAGAGCCUGAAGCCUCAUCUUUCUCUGGCAAAGAGGAUAUCCACUACUCAAAUGAUUCACCCGGCCGGUAUCCUCUUCCGGAUCUCUAUACUUCCCCGGAUCUUGAUCGUCUACCACACGGCACAUGGCAUAACGGCCGCGCAUAUUACUCUGGCAAUCGGAAAUAUCCACAAUCAUGGCCCUUACAAACGAUUAAUCAUUCGAACGUUCUCCCGGAGCACACCGCCUCACCCACUUGCCAAAGCCUCCAAGGCAUCAGCGGCCAUGUCCUCAGUGUUGCACAAAUGAAGAACUGUCGGAAUAUUCGGUUUCUCGUGCCCAAGCCGUCAAUUUGGAGACCUGAUGCAAGUGACCAGAUUCUCGAAGGGAGCAGCAGCAAUCUGUUCUAUGUAUCCGGGGAGUCCAAUGGUUCAAACAUGAUCGAAAGCCGCCAUUUCAGAGGAUGGCACUCGUUUUACCCGUCAAGACAUGGCUUGAAAGAAUUAACGACGAGCUGGGAGUUUAUUGGCGAGGGCUGUAUCGAGCUUGAAGAUUCACUGAUCCCACUCCCAGCGCAUUCUUACUGCUUGGAUAUAUACGCAAAGUUAUCCUUGCGACGUCUUGGCUAUGUUGAACUGAAUGGACUUUGGCACUGGCGCGAGAUGCGAAAUAUGCCGGCCUCGUAUGGCCUUGGAGAUUGUAUUCCGGAACCGAGGCGCACACAGUUACAUUUGCCAGAGUUGCAACGAGCCCGCCAAGACUGGAAUUAUCCCUGGCUCCAUACCCCAGGCGACGAGUGGAUUGUUGCAAAUCCUGUUGAGAUCCCAGGCAUAUCUCGAGUUUUGGAGUCAUGCAUAAAAGAUUUAUGCAUUGAGGGAUAUACCCAACAGACGACAGGGUUCUUGGCCCUGCCUGCUGAGAUCAUUCAACAUACUCUGUCGUUUCUUGACAUUACCGACGUCGACAGCACGGCCAAGACUUGCAGGGUGAUAUUCAAGCUUGCGCAGCCAAUAUUCAGAGAAAUUGUACUCAGAGACAUGCCUUGGCUGUGGGAGGUUCUUGAGAAUAACGAAUAUCCCGCGUCUCGUGACUGUAUACCAACAUGGGAUCCUCUCUGUCCUCUUGGUGCUCCACCUCCAACACUCCCUGUCGGACUAGAAACUGAAGAAGAGGAGGAGGAUCGAUGGGCACUAAUUCUCUUUGAGGACCCUGAGAUGGAACAAGCUCGCAAUGUGACCAAGGAUGCUAACCGUCAGCGCCGAGAGGAGAUCAUUGCACCUUAUCAUGAAAAGCUGAAGGCCUUACUGAAGGAUUGGCACAGCUUUCGUAGAAACGUGGAAGCUUGGAUACAUGGGAAAGGCGAGCGGCGCGAUAUGAAUUGGAGGCGAGUAUGGCUCCUAUUCAGCCCCGUGACGAGCCCGUUGCCAGGUAUAAGAAACAGGGCAAGGAUCUGGGAGGAUUGCGAGAGUAUUAUGGACUUUGUUGCUUUGGCUCGUGAGGGAGAGGAUAUGGAAGAAAGGCAUAAGGAGUUGGAAGCCAAGAUAUCAGAGCUGAUUGAUGAGAGCUCAUAUGGGAUGCCCGAUACAGAUCCGGAUGUCCCUAGUUGGCUGCAAGCAUAUUAG
Molecule: messenger RNA, 1890 nt
Organism: Fusarium oxysporum Fo47
Lineage: Eukaryota; Fungi; Ascomycota; Sordariomycetes; Hypocreales; Nectriaceae
Exons: 2
Coding region: 1-1890 (629 amino acids)
Molecular function (GO): protein binding
Source: RefSeq, a predicted model, not a curated record